AUGAAGUGGCCCACUAACUACAGCCCACAAGACAGGAACGAGCUCCAUGUUCGACUGUUUCCUCCGACUCUUGCCUAUCGCGACUCUUGCGAGAGACAGCGCGGAGCGGGCGGCGGGGCUAGGGCAGGAGCAGCGGUAGCAGCCAGCCAGCCAGGGGCGCGGGCGUCGGUCAGCCGCGGCAGCGCGGGCGGGGCGCGGCAGCUCGAGCGGCGGGACAGAGUGCAGCAGGAGGCAAUCGGGCAGGGCAGCACAGCGCGCGAGAGCUGCGGCAGCGGCGCCGGCCACCGGGUGCCCGUGAACCGCGGGUCCGUGGCGGCGCGGGCGGGGUUCAGCAAGCCGCAAGCCAGCAACGGAGCAGGCGAGCAGCAGAACAGAGCACAACGCGUCAACGCCCAGACUCCCUCUGCUCGGCUGUCCCUCAGCCUCAGCCUCAGCCUCAGGAGACCACAGACAGGCUAG
Molecule: messenger RNA, 459 nt
Organism: Miscanthus lutarioriparius
Lineage: Eukaryota; Viridiplantae; Streptophyta; Magnoliopsida; Poales; Poaceae
Source: the annotation of a GenBank genome assembly